Molecule: messenger RNA, 2439 nt
Organism: Apaloderma vittatum (bar-tailed trogon)
Lineage: Eukaryota; Metazoa; Chordata; Aves; Trogoniformes; Trogonidae
Gene: GMIP
Product: GEM interacting protein
Biological process (GO): activation of GTPase activity; negative regulation of GTPase activity; signal transduction
Cellular component (GO): plasma membrane
Molecular function (GO): GTPase activator activity
Source: RefSeq, a predicted model, not a curated record
AUGGGCGAGCCAGAAGCGAGCGGUCCCACCACUCCAGGGAGGGUCCCUGAAAAUAAGAAGCGCUACAGCGAGAUAUUCCGGAGCCUGGACGCCCUAGAAAUCUCCAUUGGGAAUGCGGCGGUUGAUAUGUUCGUUGGGGAUGGGGAGAGCCCUGAUGACACGGACCUGACUGCGGAGAGAGAGGUGGUGCCGCCGAGUGAAAGCUUCUGCAAGAGCAAAACCAGCUCUGAGGGGCAAGCGCAGGCCGACCUAACAGCUCAGGAGGCGGACGAAAUGCUGAUCAGGUGCGAGGGCGGCAUCGAGGCAGCCCUUGAAUACGCCAAGACGUGGUGUAAAUACGUUAAAGAGCUGCUCGCCUGGAUCGAGAAACGCCUGAGUUACGAGACAGAAUUUGCCAAAGGGAUGGUGAAGAUCGCUGAAUCGGGACGAAACGCCAUCAUCCACCAGCACAACAUGCCUCUUCGGGCGCUCUACACGCUGGUCCUGGAACACGAUAUAAAAAUGGGAAACUCGGCCGCCGAGACCGCGGGGCUGCUCCAGCAGAAGGAAUUUUACCAGCCUCUGUCAGCCAAGAAGAACGAAAUCGAGAAAUGGAGGAAAGAAUUCAAAGAUCAGUGGAGCAAGGAGCAAAAGAGAAUGAACGAAUCCUUGUCGUCCCUGCGCAAAUCCCGCCUGCAAUACGUCCAGCGCUGCGAGGAGCUGGAGAAGGCGAAGCAGCUGAGUGCCCGGGCAGAGGAUGAGCUCCAGCAGAGCGUCGCCAACCCCGGCAGGGCCAACAAGCAGCUGGAGAAACGACGCGAGGAGGCGCAAGCCAAGGUCCAGGAGUCGGAAGCUUUGUACAAGACGUGCAUCAGUGACGCCAACUUUCGGCGGCAAGAGCUGGAGAAAGUGCGAGCGCGGAUCGUGUCGCACAUCCGCAAGCUCAUCUACCAAGGGGAUGAGGUGCUGACGUGGGUCACUUUAAGGAUGUUCAAGCAGCGGCAGGCUCAGUCCGAACAGAUUCCAGUAGGAUACCAGUACCUGGCCGAGAUCUGCAAGCCCUACAAGGCAGGCGAGAAGUACCUGGAGUUCAUCCAGGCUCUGCAGAAGAAGGACAUUCAGACGGAAGCGUUCGAGUUCGAGCCGCUCACUUCCGGAGGGCAGAGUACCAGCAGGUCCCUCUGCAGCGACACGGAAAGCCUCGGUGGGAGCUGUGAGUCCCGGUCCUUGGACUCUCCCACCUCCAGCCCAGGCAACUCUGACAGGAGGCUGUUGAAAGCUCCCUCCACCGGCACCGUGUCCUCCUUGGACGACUUCGAAGAGAGGGAUUCCCUGCAAGCUUUCGAGAACGAAAACGGCCCGUCCCAGCAGCAGUUCAGGAACACGCCCCUCUCCAGCGCGGCGCAGACCCACCGGCUCCGCAAGCUGCGGGGACCAUCCAAGUGCAGGGACUGCGACACCUUCAUGGUCAGCGGCUUCGAGUGCGAGGAGCUCUCGGUGCCGGUGAUACCGUCCCGGCUCUACGAUGACUUCAUUGCCCUUGCCAAAGAUCUGCAAAAAGCCGGCGAGGAGAAGCCGGACGGUGCGGGCUUCCCCGCUGACCCCGCGCAGAGCAUGAAGGAUUUGCUGAGCAGGUUGCCCGGGAGCAACUACAACACCCUGCGGCACCUCAUGGCGCACUUGUACAGGGUGGCAGAGAAAUAUGAAGAGAACAAGAUGUCCCCGAACAACCUGGGCAUAGUUUUUGGGCCAACUCUGAUCCGGCCGGGCUCGGGGAGCGACGCUUCGAUGUCGUGCCUCGUGGAUUCCGGGUAUCAAGCCCAGGUGGUGGAGUUUCUCAUCCAGAAUUACGAACAGGUGUUCGGGAUGGACAACCUGCCUUCACCCUUCUCCCUUGGAUGCGAAAAUCCUCCGCGAGAAGCGCCAGCGGAAAAGGACGAAGGACCUCAGAGCCCAAACGUGGCCCAGACCACAAGUCUAGAGACGAGUACAAGCAUCAGCCCUGAGCUGGAGGACCUGGAGGACUCCAUGGGGGAAAAGACGGACGGUGACACGGACACGGUCCUGGGGCCCCAGCCCAGAUGCCAUUUCAGCCGCCAACCUGUAAAGUACAUUCGAAUGCAGGGGAAAACGAAACCGGUCAUUCCCAAAGCUCCCAACCUGCUCUUGAGGACAUCAGGUGACAUGGAAACAGAGAUCGCUGCAAAAGACAACCCUCCCGUGGCCAAGGAUGUCCUGGAGGAGAGCGCGAGGAGCAGGAACAGCUCGCCGGACACCAGCACGCUCAAGCAGCGCUCGGGAGGGAGGCAGCAGCUCAAACAUUUUGAGAUCACGCAGGAAACAGCCAGGAUCGUCUCCAAGUUUAAAGCCAACGAGGCUCCCGCGUGUCCCGAGCCUUCUCUGGAGAGCGCGGGGUGGAACGAGAAAGCCGAGGACCUCAACGCGGGGACGUACCUGUAG